Cyprinodon tularosa is the source of this 1731-nucleotide messenger RNA. RefSeq lists its product as uncharacterized. The transcript is spliced from 2 exons. The coding region runs from base 108 to 353 and encodes 81 amino acids. The record is from RefSeq and is a predicted model, not a curated record. Lineage: Eukaryota; Metazoa; Chordata; Actinopteri; Cyprinodontiformes; Cyprinodontidae.
UACCACAACAUUCUGCAAAGCUUCCUUAAGGAGAUUCUGUGUUGCCAGUGUUCAUUUUUUGUGGCUAAAGCUCUUUUCUUCACACACAGGGUGGAAAUCAUCGGAUAAUGGAGCUAUCACUGAUGCCAGCACAGCAUUUUCCGGCUGUGAGUGCGGCCUUCAUGGAUUCUCCGUACAAUGGCAACGCGUCCUUGCAGACGUCCACAUCCAACCUCAAUGCCAGUUACUCACGGCCCUCAGAAGCUGAUGAUGAUGGAAAAGUGUCCAGUGAUACAAUCUGGUUGUGGAUCGCUGUGCUGGCCACCAUUGGCAACAUAGUGGUGGUGGCUGUGGUGUGUGCCUGUGCCUUCUGACGCAGAAGAGGAGCAGAUCAGGAAACUACUUGCAAUCAGACAUUUGAACUUUAACUUUUUUCCUCUUAAUUUAAUUGAAAAUAAUGCUUUAUUGAUAAAGCAGUCCGAGAUCAUUGACUUGUUUAAUAUGUGUGUCCAAACUUGAGGUAUGCAGGGAAGCUUCUCAUUAAAAAUAUCCCUCAGUAACAUUUGAAAACAAUUAGAAGGGUAGAAAACUCAGGCAAUGAGAAUGAUAAUUAGCCAUUAAAUGGAAAACUGCAAGAUGGCCAGGGAAAUGUGCAAAACCAAAAUUAUACAAUAUUAAACAGGGCUGAAAUAAUUCGUUUUUUAAAUUUUGUUAUAGAUUGCUUUAAGUUUACGCUUAAAGUGGGUAUACCGACUUUUUAUAAACCAUCUGGUUAAUUAUUUUGUCAAUUUUCAAUUCCUUCUUUUUCAAUUUCAACAACAAAGAAGUAACUAAGCAAAAAACAGUUAUAAUAAUGAUUUAUACCAUACCAAGUGUAUAUAGUACCUAAUUAAAUAAUUUUUAAAGAACAAUAACUUAGCUUGAAUUGUGAUUUUCUCUUUAAAUGGUAAAGACUGCCUUCAGAAGAACAUGUCUGUAGGUCUGCCUUUUAAAGUUAACUAGGUCGCAGAAAUGCCCUUUUUAGUUUUCUCAUGAACUUUGUAUAUACAUAUUUAAAUGGCAACAGCCCCAGAGCAAGUACCUACAUUUAUUCCCCAGUACCAGACUGAAAACCAAAUAUGGCCUAAAAAUAAGAGCAUUUAGGCUUGCCGGUAUUGGAAACAGGGCAGCGGUUAUAUAAACUGAUCAUAUGUAAGCCUAUACAUUGGCGAUUACAGCAUAGGCUUAGGGAAGGACAGGAUUAGAUGAGAUCUUAGCUUAAUCUUUUAGUGGUUUCAAACCACUGUAUUAUCUAGUUCUUAUUUUAUAUAUACUUUUCAAAAAACGGAUAGAAACUCAAGGUAAAAUGGUAACAAUACUUGACGAAGACUUAAGUCCAAAUUUCUUUUUUCAUGCUCAUUUGAUUUUGGUUUGUUUUGUAUUACACACUUGGAUCGGUUGAUUUGAAAUGACUUUUUACGUUAAUUGUUGCUCACCCUUUUCCUGCAGUGACUCAGUGACAUAACGGAGCAGCAGCCGCACAGCUUGAGAAUCUGUCCUUGUAUCUGUUCUUGCAGUGCUGCAUGCCAUUAAUUUGUUGUUAAUAAUGCUGUAAAGUCAUCUGCUGUAUUUUACUGAGUUGAACUGCUGCAACUUGUGUUUUUUGUGGGUGGGAAUAGGAGGCCCAAUUGCAUCACUAUUGGUUUGUAAAACUUACAAAAGUGUAUAAUCCUCAUUUUGAAAAAAUAAACUGUAUUUAAUGCUGGUAAAAGA